This is a messenger RNA of Anguilla rostrata (American eel), 1462 nucleotides long. RefSeq names its product suppressor of cytokine signaling 1b (gene socs1b). NCBI's taxonomy places the organism in Eukaryota, Metazoa, Chordata, Actinopteri, Anguilliformes, Anguillidae. The coding region runs from base 365 to 976 and encodes 203 amino acids. Gene Ontology annotation, cellular component: phosphatidylinositol 3-kinase complex. Gene Ontology annotation, biological process: intracellular signal transduction; phosphatidylinositol phosphate biosynthetic process. Gene Ontology annotation, molecular function: 1-phosphatidylinositol-3-kinase regulator activity. The transcript is spliced from 2 exons. The record is from RefSeq and is a predicted model, not a curated record.
CAUGAAUUGAAGUUUAUAAACUUGUCUGAGCAACGAUGACGGCAAUAAUUCGAACCGCACGGAAAGGUAGCGUAGUUGGUUUGUGCUCCCUGUUUCUGGAUACAGUCAAACACCUGUGGAUUAUUAAACCUCAGACUGGGAAAAAGCAAUAACCUGGAUGAUUUUGCGGCUAUGGAAAGACUAUACUAACUAAAUCUCUUCGGUCAUUCUGUCGAUGCCUCUUGAUUAAGUCUAUUUUAAUCGUGGAUUUGAAGACAUUCCAAAUUCGAAACUAAUGUGCAUACGGUAAGAUCGGAGAGCUUUGUCUGCAUCACCUUAAUGGCCGGUGAUAUGGAAGACCCCAUAGACUGGUCUACACUGUAGGAUGGUUGCACAUAGUAACGUAGGCAAUGCAUUAGCAACAGAUAACAGAGCAAGGAUUGAUCUUUCAGCACCUGAUACCUUGCCUCACCAGCACAGGCAGCGACAAAAUGUAGCCCCCAGCCCAGAGAGCCAGACACGCUUCAGACCUUUUCGAAAUCAGAAGGACUUCCGAAUCAUCACAAUGACUACCUCUUUGCUGGAGAAAUGUGGUUUCUACUGGGGUCCCAUGACCGUAGAGGAGGCACACUCCAUACUGAAAGAGGAGCCCUUGGGAACAUUUCUGAUCCGAGACAGCAGACAAAAAGACAUCUUCUUCACACUCAGCUACAGGGCUCCGUCUGGGCCCACUAGCAUACGGAUCAAUUUCCAGAACUCGCGUUUCAGUCUGGUCGGCAGUAAGGAGUCGUUCGACUCACUCUUCAAACUGUUGGAACAUUACAUUGCUUCACCCAAGAAGAGUCUUGUUCGUCCUUAUAGGAAAGUCAAAUUGCUAUCUUUGCAAGAAUUGUGCCGAAAAAGGAUUAUUGAAACAUGCGGUAGAGAGAAAAUAGACAGUGUCCCGGUAAACCCUGUCCUCAAAGACUUCCUAAAUGCCUUUCCUUAUCGGAUAUGAAUACACGUCCAAAUGCAUUAAAUCCUUUGCUUGAUAUGUGGGAGAUACUUGAUGGUUUAUGUAUUGCUGGUUUGCCUUGUUUUUAUAAACAUACUGGUUCAAUAUUGCGGUGUACUUGCAGCUGGAGUUUGCACCUCAGGUUUAAAUUUCUAGACCACAAAACUGCAGUUCAACUGGAAUAAGUCAUCCUCAUUCUGCAGCUUUGGACAGUUGCUCCAGUUGGUAUUCAGUUCUUUGGUCUAGAAGUUUAAACCUGAGGUUUAAACCCAGACUAAGCACACUACAACUGACCCAUUAAUUUUUGUAGCAAACUAAUGUAUUUUGAAAUAAGACUUCAACACUCUACAUUUUUUUUAUUUACACCACACAUCCAUGUUUACACUAUACAGGGGUUUGUUUUCUCUUGUUGUAUUUUAUCUGCUAUGCAGACAUUCAUUUAAUUUUAUAUAGAAUAUUGAAAAUAAAUUUUGUUUUGAAAAUUUAAAA